ACCUACAGCUUGCAAAUAGGAAGGACUCAGUCAGUAUUUGUGAAUGAGUGAAUGAAUGGAUGAAUAUAAAAAGAAGGAAGUGGACAAAUCUGUGGGAUUCUUGGGUAUUGGAAUCAACAGGACUUGGUGAUUGCUUAGAAAAUAGCUGCUGGUAGUUCAGAAGUGUAUUCCUUUCCUAAUUGGGCAUUUGAAGGAUUCAACCCAUAAUGACAUCAUCCUAAACAUCCUAAUAGAGAUAGCAGGCUAUGAGCCAGUGGCUUUGAAUGGUUUUCUUCCAAUGCUGAAAGAGAUCGGUGAGAGAUUCCCCUACCUCAUUGGACAGAUGGCAAGGAUUUAUGGAGCUGUUGGGCAUGUGAAUGAAGAGAGAGCCAGGAGCUGCCUGACAUACCUGGUGAGCCAACUGGCCAACAUGGAGCAUUCAUUUCACCAUAUUCUCCUGCUGGAGAUUAAAGGCAUCACCGACACCUUCUCCUCAAUCUUGGGCCCUCAGAGCAGAGACAUCUUCCGCAUGAGCAACAGCUUCACCGCCAUUGCUAAACUCCUUACCCGACAACUGGAAAAUGCAAAGGCUGGAAGUGGCAGGAGAAAAAUCAGCACUGAAAUUGAAUUCCCUGAGAAACUGGAAGAAACCAAGCUCAUAGUAGCUGAAAAUGAAGACCAUGAAAAACUCCAAGUUAAAAUCCAGGCUUUUGAAGACAAGAUAAAUGCAGACAGCAAUACCCCUGGCUCUAUCAGAAGAUAUAGUCUGGGCCAAGUUUCUAAAGAAGAAAGAAAAAACAUUAGAUUUAACAGGUCAAAAAGUUUGGCUUUGCACACUGUGCUCACAAAGGGUGUGAGUUCAGACGAUGGUGAAGAUGAAAACAGGAGAGAUAUACUAGCCAGCAUCUCUCUUUCAGAAAUAGACCCACUUAGCCAAGGAAAUGACAAGCUGCCCUUUAAGGCAGACACUGACAGAUCACAGCUGGGAGAGUCUUCAGUUUCAUACCCAAAUAUUAUACAUAAAGACUCAGAGAAUUUGCCAGAAACUGUUAAAGAAAACUUCCAGGAAGAAACUCCAGAGACAACUGCAAGUCCUAUAGAAUACCAAGAUAAGCUCUACUUGCACUUAAAAAAAAACCUCAGCAAAGUGAAAGCAUAUGCCAUGGAAAUUGGAAAGAAGAUUCCAGUCCCUGAUCAGUGUACCAUUGAAGACACCGUGAGAAGUUGUGUAGCAAAGUUGUUCUUCACCUGCUCCCUGAAGGGUCAUUACUGCCUAUACAGUAAGUCCAGUUUUAUUCUCAUCAGUCAAGAACCUCAGCCAUGGAUCCAGAUCAUGUUUCUAUUUCAGCAGAGCCUGUUUCCUGAACCCCUGUCCAUUCAGAGUCAUUCUGUGCAAUUUCUCAGAGCCCUGUGGGAGAAGACCCAGGCAGGGGAUGCUCACAGCUUUGAAACAGCCAUGAUGGAGUCCACGUUUCCGCAGCAAAAGGAUCUGGACCAGGUGCAGCUCCAUCUGGAAGAAGUGAGGUUCUUUGACGUGUUUGGCUUCAGUGAAACAGCAGGAGCAUGGCAAUGCUUCAUGUGCAACAACCCUGAAAAAGCAACUGUUGUAAAUCAAGAUGGCCAGCCUCUCAUCGAAGGAAAACUUAAAGAGAAGCAAGUCAGAUGGAAGUUCAUCAAAAGGUGGAAAACACGCUAUUUUACACUGGCUGGAAAUCAACUUCUGUUUCAAAAAGGAAAGUCUAAAGAUGACCCUGACGACUGCCCAAUAGAACUCAGCAAAGUACAGAGUGUGAAAGCUGUGGCCAAGAAACGCAGGGACCGCUCUCUCCCCCGGGCUUUCGAAAUCUUCACAGACAAUAAAACCUAUGUCUUUAAGGCCAAGGAUGAGAAGAAUGCAGAAGAAUGGCUCCAGUGCAUCAAUGUGGCAGUUGCCCAAGCCAAAGAGAGGGAAAGUAGAGAAGUAACCACAUAUCUGUAGGGAUUUACAAGUCAGCCAUGACAACUACACACCACAGGCAUUGUAUUAUCAAUGCCAAUGUCAAGAAAAAGAGCUAAAUUUACCAAGCCAUGUUGUUUUUUACUAAAUACCAAUGGAAUUCUUGUCCUUUAAGAAGAAGGGCCUAAAAUGGCAGGAUUCUUAGUAAAUGUCAUACUCUAACAGCUUUAGUAUUGACUUCAGAAUAUAUCUGAUGCCUACAAAAAUAAAAUAAAAUAAAAGGAGCUAGAGAGUAUGCCCUCAGACAGUGUGGGGCCAGGAAGGGAAAAGUCACUGAUAAAAGAACCUCUGUAGAUAUGUCAUUUAAAACUAUGAGAAAACAGCAUGAAAAGAUGCCUGAACUAUCCGUCUUGAGGAAAGAUUAGCACUUCUGAUGAAAAUCACAGUCUGUCAAAGGUAUUAAAAGAAAAAUUUAAAAAAAAACCGUUAGAAACAUUGAACUAAUGUACACUGAGAAAAACCAUAUAACUUACUUAUAGACAUAUAAUUACAUGAUCCUCUCUUACUACAAAUGAGGCUAACACAUGGCAAAAUGGUUCUCAAGUCAGUUAUGUCAUUAAAUACUUCUCUUUCAGAAUUAUUUAAUUAUUCCCUUUAAGUUCAUUUUAUAUAAUCUACAGUUUAGAUGCUUGGACAUAUAUCCUGCCCAAGGCACUAAGUGUAAUAUAGAAAAAGGAUAGAAAGUCAUUUUCUCUAUCUUCAAAAUAAUGUGCCAUCUCCAUUAAAAUUAAGACUUUAAAGUUCUAUAAUUUUUUCUUUGUAUUCAACCUUUUAAUACCUCCAAAUUACAAAUAUCUAUUUUUUCACUACAUAGAUAUAUAAUUACACUAUGAUAGACAGAAUGCUGGAGUGAUUCUCAAUGAUCCAUGCCUUGGUAUAAUCCUCUCCCCCACUGUGUGUUGGUGGGACAUGUAACCUGCUUCUAACCAACAGAACAUGGCAAAAGUGAUGGGGUCAUCUCUCCCAUAAUUAUGUUACAUUAUAUAGCAAAAGUGAAGAGAGGUUGCAGAUAUACAUAAGGUUUCUAAUCAGUUGACUUUGAGUUAAUCAAAGAGACCCCCCUGGGUGGGCCUGACUUAAUCAGACUAGUCCUUUAAAAGAGGGUAAACAAGUCAGAGACUCUCUCUCCUAUUAGCCUUAAAUAAGCCAGCUGCCAUGAGCUCUACGGCUGGAAGGAAAUGAGUUUUGUCAACAACCAUGUGAUCUUGGAAGAAGCAUCUGAACCUCAGAUAAAAGCCCAGCCCCAGCCAACACCUUGGUUGCAGCUUUGUGAAACUCCGAGCAGAGGACCCAGCUAAACCACGCUUGGACUCCUGACCCACAGAAACUUUAAGAUAAUAAAUGUAUGCUGUUUUAAAUCUAAA
This is a messenger RNA of Mandrillus leucophaeus (drill), 3339 nucleotides long. Its product is annotated as ventricular zone-expressed PH domain-containing protein homolog 1. The coding region runs from base 278 to 1957 and encodes 559 amino acids. NCBI's taxonomy places the organism in Eukaryota, Metazoa, Chordata, Mammalia, Primates, Cercopithecidae. Gene Ontology annotation, molecular function: phosphatidylinositol-5-phosphate binding. Gene Ontology annotation, cellular component: plasma membrane. The record is from RefSeq and is a predicted model, not a curated record. Gene Ontology annotation, biological process: regulation of signal transduction. The transcript has 10 exons.